AUGGCUACUAUGCCGGCAACACAUGGCCAUAAUGAGUCUUGUUGCAAUAUUCCACCAGUGGUCUCCGAGGACUAUGUCCCCAAAGGCACCUAUAAGCAGCUCGGUGGCAUGAACACUUAUGUAACCGGGUCGGAUGAGGCGACUAAGGGCAUCGUAUCCAUAUUCGACAUCUUUGGGUUCGCGACUCAGACCCUUCAGGGCGCCGAUAUCCUAGCCGAGAGCAAUCGAAACCAAAGCUACAAGGUGUUCAUCCCGGAUUGGUUCCAUGGCAACCCUGUCCCGAAUGAAUUGUUCCCGCCCGACACGGAGGAGAAGCAGAAACAGCUAGGCGCCUGGUUCGCCAACAACGAUCCACAUGGCGUCGCUGCUGCACUACCCGAAUACGUCAAAGCUCUCCAAGCUGCAAACCCUUCUAUCAAGUCUUGGGGCAUUCUGGGGUUCUGUUGGGGCGGAAAAGUCGUCGAACUCGUCACUUCGUCCUCGUCAAACCCAUUUACCGUUGCAGCCGUGGCUCACCCGGCGAUGAUCGAUCCUAGCAGCGCAGAGGGCAUCUCGGUGCCUUUCAUUAUGCUCGCGGCUGGGGAAGAUCCAGCCGAUGCGGUUGAACAGUUCAAGAACAAUCUCAAGGUGCCGAACCACGUGGAGAUUUUCGGUGACCAGGUCCACGGCUGGAUGGCGGCGCGCGCUGAUUUGUCUAAUGCCCGCUCCAAAGCGGAGUAUGCGAGGGGGUAUCAGACCGUACUGAAUUUCUUUGGCAAGCAAUGGCAGUGA
Messenger RNA from Westerdykella ornata, 771 nucleotides. RefSeq names its product dienelactone hydrolase. The record is from RefSeq and is a predicted model, not a curated record. Bases 1 to 771 code for a protein of 256 amino acids. Gene Ontology annotation, molecular function: hydrolase activity. The transcript is spliced from 4 exons. NCBI's taxonomy places the organism in Eukaryota, Fungi, Ascomycota, Dothideomycetes, Pleosporales, Sporormiaceae.